AUCGCACCUCGUCCAGAAACAGCCUGUGACUCCGACAAGACUAACGGGGAGAGAACUAAGCCAACGCAAGAACCCCAAUCUCCAGCCAUGGACCAGCACACGGAGGACAACGACGAUGCGCUGCUCCUCCCUCCCAGUGAGGCCCCCAGGGAGCGCAGGUCCCAGACAGGACCGCAGAAAGGCUCCCAGACGGAGAGGCCGGCCGAGUGUGAGAGCCCGCCGAGGGCUAAGGAAUCGCGAAGACCCCUGUCUGCGAAGAGGAGCGGCGGGACGGCGGGCCACAAGGGCUCCCAGAACGACUUGAAAGUGUCCACGAGCAUGUUUGUUGGGGAGCGGUCGGGGAAGUUCACAGAUUUCUACAGACUGGGGAAGAAACUGGGUAGACAAGACAUCAAAAGACGCACAGGAGAUUUGGGUGUUCUGCUAUCGGUGUUGCUGGUUGCAGGUGAGGGUGCGUAUGGUUCUGUAUGGACGGCCAUGCAGAUCAGCACGAGACGGCAUGUGGCUGUCAAGAUGAUCGUCAAGAGCAAGCUGGAGGAGAUGGAGGUCGAGGCGGGCGAGAAGUCCACCAUGCUCAAGGAGAUCGACAUCCUCAAGCAGCUCGACCACCCCAACAUCAUGAAGGUCUACGAGAUAUUCGAAGACCCCGAAAACUACUUCCUCGUCUCAGAGCUGUACACGGGAGGUGAGGUGCGAUUGUUCAUUCGCAUUGGGAGCAUGAGAGUAGCAUCUGUGUAUGUGUUUGUGGGUGCCGCACAGGUGAUUUGUUUGAGAAGUUGGAGGAUUGUGAGUACUUGAGUGAGCUGGAGACGGGCAAGAUCAUGUUUCAGCUGCUUUCUGCUCUCAACUACUGCCACAAACACCACAUCAUGCACAGAGACAUCAAACCUGGUCAGCAGACAAGAAGGAGACACGCAUCUUGUUUCUCUGUCACAUGUCAAUCGUUCUUUCUGGGUGGGCAGAAAACAUUUUGCUUGCUUCUAAUGCGCCCGAUGCGCCCAUCAAGGUGAUCGAUUUCGGUACCGCACGCACCUACUCCCCAAACAAGAAAACCACCAUGGCCAUCGGGACGCCAUGCUACCUGGUCAGCCACAGACAGAGACACAUGUACACACACACCACAUCGGAAGUGGGCCAUCUGGCAUGCAUCUCUCUCGUGUAUGUCCAUGUGUGUGCGCCCCCCAGGCCCCCGAGGUGCUCACAGGUCAUUAUGACGAGCGGUGUGACGUGUGGUCGGCUGGCGUCAUCAUGUACACGCUGCUCGCGGGUACACCGCACGUACGGGCUGGCCUGCUGCCUCCCGCUCUUCUCUGACGGCCGCGUGUCUCCUCCCACCACAGGUUGUCCCCCUUUCCAGGGCGACGACGAUUUUUCCAUCCUCAAAAAAGUGGCAGUUGGCAAGGUAAGGUCAGCGAGAUAGAGAGAGACACGGAACUGGCAGCUGACGACAGAUGGCGAAAUCGAUGUGUUGUUUGUUUGUUUGUCAUUCAUGUACAUCAGUUUGACAUGAAGGGUCCGCGAUGGAAGGAGAUCUCUGAUGACGCCAAGGACCUCAUCGUCAAGCUGUUGCAGAAGAAACCCGACAAGAGACUCACUGCAAAAGAGGUGACGACAGAGAAUCUGCUUUGCCAUACCUACCUGCCUUGGCUUACUUUAGGUAUGUGUGUGGGUUGUGCGCACAAACACAGGCGUUGGACCAUCCCUUCAUUCAGCGUCACUUGGAGAUGAUAGAGGCGUCGAAUCCCGAGAUGUACCGCAACUUCAAGCAGAUGGAAUCCUACAGGUCCAUACUGCGUGUCAAGACGUACAUACCACACCAUGUGCUAGAGCAUUGCAUCCCACCGCACUUCCUAGCCGAGAGGGAAAUGAGACGCGGCAGCGUCUGACUGACACAGAGAGACAGUGAGCGAACCGACUUUUGCCGAGUGGUUGCCAUUUGCUGGGAUGAGCUUGCUUGGUCUUGUCUCAUGUGGGUGAGGGUUUUGCUGGGCUGAUCGGCGUUUCGGGGUCUCUUGUCGGCUGCUCAUUUUGUGGGAAGGGGCGACCAGCAGCAUCAGCAGCAGGCAGCCUUGUUCGUUUUCUGUGUCAGUAUUGUCUGUAUACAUGCGUGUCCGCGUGUCUGUAUCAAUCAAUCAAUCAUCAUUGUGUGGGACAGAUCCUUGGUUCGUUCGUUGUGUAUACACGUGAACGCUCUAUAUAUCCUUGGCUCUCUCUCACCCCUGCCUUCGCUGUCCUUGCGUGUGCAGGGGAGGCAACAAGCUCGAAAGCGCCGCAUUCACACUCAUAACCUCCCAACUGGUCGGACCAAGUACGCAAACAUACGAGACACGACACGCAAGACACUAAGAGCAAGGGAGAAAGGCAAAGGUGACUAUAUGGAUAAGUGGGCUUGGACGCCACGCCUGUCUGUGUUGCAUACCAUACAUGCAGAUGACGAUGAGACCCACAAACUGACGAAGCUCUUCCGUUCACUCGGUAGAUCUGAUCAUAACAUCUGUACAGGACGUAUCUGUCUUUCGAUCCACCAGAUAAGAAUGGCGACGGUGUCCUCACGCACGACGAGCUGUACGAGGCCUUCCUCGAGGUAAAGUGGAUGCACGACAAAACAUGGCUUGCGACGGCGCGGCUAGGGAGCUUGCUUGCAUCUGUUUCGGCUGUGUCUGCAGAUAUACGGAGACCCCCUCCAGGCCCGUCGGAGAGUCGAGUGAGACAGAGACAGAUAAGGCGAGAAAAAUGUGAUGCAAAUCAUGUCCUCUGCCUUUGUUUCUCGUGCUUCAGGUCUGUCCUGGCUGAGUGCGACCAGUCCAACUCCGGCAAUCUGUCGUGGACUGAGUUUCUGGUCGCCAGCAUGAAUCGGGAGGCCCUGUUGUCCGAAGAGAGACUCAAAGGUGCCUUUCUGACACUGUCGGGCAACAAGGACAUCAUCGAUGCCUCAGAUCUGAAGCAUCUCUUCGCUACUGAGAACAACAUCAUCGAUGAAGAUCGUUGGGCGGAGCUGCUGAACGAUGUCGACUGGAACGAAGAUGGAAAGGUGAGACAUAAGCUCCAUGCUAAAACAAGAGUGCCAUUUGCUCGCGAUUGUCAUCAGAUCGACUUUGAGGGCUUUACACAAAUCCUAUUCUGUGCCGUCCAUCGUCCGAACAGCUGCAUGUCGUCACGCAGAGGGUCAAUUAUCUUGGAGAAGAUUCUGUCUCCGCGUGGAAGCAUCAUGGACUUAAGUGACGAAGUCAGGAAAGCCUUCGACAGCAUGGAUGGGGACAAGAAGGGUGCUGGGCGCAGGGCGACUUUCAAGAAAGGGGCUCCUGCUCAGUAGCAGGGAGGAAGAGAAGAUAAAUAUCCGUAGACAGUAGAGCGUAGAGUAGCUUCAUGUUUAUUGGGGAUUUUAUCAAUAUCAUCGAGCAGUGCCUUGUUUUACAUGUUUAAAGUGUUUCCCGUGAGAGAGCAGAACUGCACUUUCUCUGUGUGCUGCCCUGUUCGUGUUGCAGUCAUUUUGUGGGGAGAGGGCAGGCGGCCUUGUGCCUCGCCUGAUCGUUUGUGCCUCUUGCCGCUUUGGCAAGUAGCAGUUUGUUUGGUAGUCAUGCAUCCGUAGCGCUCAUGCGUGUAUGCAGUCUGGGUUUUGGUGGCCAAAAGAUGCCUGUUUGUCUGUAUGUCGAGGGCAGAGAGACAUGCACAUAGAAGUAUUGACACGAAAAGGGGGUUCAGACGAGUCGACGACGAGACACGACAAUGCACAAGCAC
Vitrella brassicaformis is the source of this 3738-nucleotide messenger RNA. The record is from the annotation of a GenBank genome assembly. Lineage: Eukaryota; Vitrellaceae.